Messenger RNA from Larimichthys crocea (large yellow croaker), 3155 nucleotides. RefSeq names its product fizzy-related protein homolog. Gene Ontology annotation, molecular function: ubiquitin ligase activator activity; protein binding; anaphase-promoting complex binding. NCBI's taxonomy places the organism in Eukaryota, Metazoa, Chordata, Actinopteri, Sciaenidae. Bases 187 to 1677 code for a protein of 496 amino acids. The record is from RefSeq and is a predicted model, not a curated record. Gene Ontology annotation, biological process: positive regulation of ubiquitin protein ligase activity; positive regulation of anaphase-promoting complex-dependent catabolic process; anaphase-promoting complex-dependent catabolic process. The transcript is spliced from 14 exons. Gene Ontology annotation, cellular component: anaphase-promoting complex.
CUUACCCGUGAUGCUUAGCGAGCCCAAAUUGAACGGUCGGCAGAAAGAAAAACAGUCUGUGUCUUAGAUGCUCCGGUUUUUCACAAUAAAACGCACAAAAACAACAACACUGCGACUGGAAUUGACGCCGCUGGGACGAAUAAUUCAACGGCGCGCAACGGGAAGAGUUUAUCGGGGCACGGCAUCAUGGAUCAGGACUAUGAGUGCAGGCUGCUCAGGCAGAUCAACAUCCAAAAUGAGAAUGCAAGCCCCAUAAAAGCUGUAGGAGCAGUGCGAGCUCUGACACCCACCAGCUCCCCCCUGUCCUCUCCUAGCAAGCAUGGUGAUCGUUUUAUUCCCUCCCGGGCUGGAGCCAACUGGAGUGUCAACUUCCACCGCAUCAAUGAAAUUGAAAAGUCGCACAAUCAAAACAGGAAAACCAAAGAUGGCACAACAGACAGCAACAAAGCGGAUGGCCUCGCUUAUUCAGCUCUGCUGAAGAACGAGCUGCUCGGAGCGGGCAUCGAGAAAGUCCAGGACCCCCAGUCAGAAGACCGCCGUCUGCAGCCGUCCACUCCUGCCAAGAGGAGCCUUUUUAGUUAUUCUGUAAGUGCUAAGAGGGCUCUGCCAGAAGAGGAUGGAAAUACUGUCUCUCCAUAUUCUUUAUCACCUGUCAGUAGCAACAGCCAGAAACUGUUGCGGUCGCCAAGGAAACCUACGCGCAAAAUAUCCAAAAUUCCCUUCAAAGUCCUUGACGCUCCUGAGCUUCAGGAUGACUUCUACCUCAACCUAGUGGACUGGUCCUCUCUGAAUGUGCUCAGUGUUGGAUUGGGUACCUGUGUCUACCUGUGGAGUGCGUGCACCAGCCAGGUGACCCGUCUGUGUGAUCUUUCUGUAGAAGGAGAUUCUGUAACAUCAGUGGGCUGGUCGGAAAGGGGCAACCUGGUAGCGGUGGGGACUCAUAAAGGGUAUGUACAGAUUUGGGAUGCAGCUGCAGGGAAGAAGCUCUCUGUACUAGAAGGACACACAGCAAGAGUGGGUGCGUUGGCAUGGAAUGCAGACCAGCUGUCAUCUGGGAGCCGCGAUCGGGUGAUCCUGCAACGCGACAUCAGAGCCCCGCCUCUCCAGUCAGAGCGCCGUCUCCAAGGACACAGACAGGAAGUCUGUGGGCUCAAGUGGAGCACGGACCACCAGCUGCUAGCCUCGGGUGGAAAUGAUAACAAGUUACUUGUGUGGAACCACUCGAGCGUCCUCCCGGUGCAGCAGUACACAGAGCACUUGGCUGCAGUGAAGGCCAUCGCCUGGUCCCCACACCAACACGGCCUGCUUGCUUCAGGAGGGGGCACCGCCGACCGCUGCAUCCGCUUCUGGAACACUCUGACGGGCCAGCCCUUGCAGUGCACGGACACCGGCUCUCAGGUCUGCAACCUGGCCUGGUCCAAGCAUACUAACGAACUGGUCAGCACACAUGGUUAUUCUCAGAACCAGAUCCUGGUUUGGAAGUAUCCCUCUCUCACUCAAGUGGCCAAACUUACUGGACAUUCCUACAGAGUACUCUACCUGGCCAUGUCCCCUGACGGAGAAGCCAUCGUGACAGGAGCCGGAGAUGAAACACUUCGGUUCUGGAACGUCUUUAGCAAGAUGAGAUCCACAAAGGAAUCUGUAUCAGUCCUGAACCUAUUCACCAGGAUCCGGUAGUAAGAACACCUCUGUACUACGAGGGAGGCCAGGAAGGGAAUGUAUCUUUGCAUGUUUCAGACUGUAAAUGGGCCCCCUUCUUUGAGUAUUCACCUCAGUAGUCUACAGAGGGCCCCCUGGAUUGCCCUUAGUCUUUUUUAGCCAAUUGUAGCUGGAGGUGGGAGGGAGCUGGAAAGGUUCACAGCCUGAGUGUCGAGAGCAGAGGAGAUGCAAACAUUAAGUACAUACAGUAUUCCACUUCCUCCUGAAUGAUGGAGCCACUGUCUCCACCAACAGACCAGUGAUCUCUGUGACGAGGAGAAUUCUGGGAGGCAUUUCUCGCCCCAUGUGAUUGUUCUGUUUACAGACUGAUUUGUGCUUACCUGCCAAAUAUUGAGUUUGUCUUUUUGAUUGUCUAUUUAUUUUGUUUUUGCUUUUUUUUUUUUUACAUCAUUUUUAACAUAUAACAUACUCGUGUGUUUGUUUCGGAGGUCGGUCAAAUUUUCUUUUUAUGUGUGUAACUGCGGCUUUUGGUUUUAUCUGUGGAGUAUGUUUAAGCCUCGCCGGGGUUUUCAGAAAAAAAAGACUAGCUUGUUUUUUUUUCUUUUUUUUAUUUUACAGAAAGAAAAUGUUUCAUGUACACUGAUAACAGAUAACAUAAUCGUGCCGUUCGAGAGCUGUUUAAAACGGCCAGAUUGGACAAAUGAUUCUGAUCUCCUUUUUAAAAAAAAUCUGACAUCUGAUUACUUAAUUUUAGUCUAACAAUUGACUAAUAUCAAACAGCAUUGGCUCAUUAUUUCAUAAUCUCUCAAGAAAAAUAUUGUCAUAGCAUUCGGCACAUCUUAAAAGAAAAUAACUAAACACUGCACAUUAGAACAACUGCUUCCAAAGGAAAAGAUUGUAACGUGACUUGUGUUGAAGCUUUCACUCAUUUAGUUUCUUUUCUUUUAUAGAAAAUCAGACAAGUAAAGGUAAAACAUGUUGGUUUAUCAGUGUAGUUUAUAACAACACAUAAAGCACACAGUAAAAAACAUUUGGGAUUAAAUCAGAGUGAAAUGCUGUUCUGUGCUUUGCGCUGCGUGUCUGCUAAGAUAUUCAAGCUCGGGGCACUUGUCUUUUGCUACUUUAGACCGUUUCUGUUUCAAGCAGUCGUGCUGUUGUGUUUUUGUUUUUAAAUCUGAUUUCAUAUCAUCUGCAACAUUUUCGCCCAUUACCCUGUUUGAAUGUUUGAGUCAACUAGCGUGCCACAUUUAAACCAGUGCUAUUUAUUUGUGUUGUGUACAAAGGUUGUUGUACAGAAAUGGCAUGUUUUGUUUACUAAUGUUAUCCGAGGGAAGCUGAUGGGCAGUUUUACUGCGAAACUAUAGAAAUUUUCUUUUAAUGCCACUUAAAAAUCAAGACGAUGCUGCCAACUUGAAUUACAGAAAGAAUGUUAAAGAGAAAAAUAUUUCUGUACUGAGAGAUAAUCAACAAUUAAAAUGAUCAUAUCUUGUACCAUA